GUACAUGUUUUACCUCUUGAUGAAUGAUGACAGUGGACAUGCAUGUUGAUUUUGAGUCCUGUCCAUCCAGAGCGACACCAAUCCGCCGGACUGCGCGGUCGUGCUCACCACUCACAGAUGCAGCGCACCGCGGUCUCGUCACCUCGGCCCACCGGCCGCAUCGAACAGGAAAAUCAAUCGUAUGCUAGGCCCGUUCUCCGGCUCCCCCCCUUGCAUUCCGACCUGAAAAAUCAAGCCUUUUCUUUUCUUUUCUUUUUUUUUCUUUCGUUCAUGGGGUCCAAUGGCCCGACCUUUCUCCCUCGAAAGGUGAAGGGCUGAAGGCGAGAAAGAAGCUUCAAAACGAAUCAUCCAUCAUCUUGCCAACCCAGCAACCCUGCCAAGCCAUCGCAUUCCAGCUCUGCCUUUGCAAGAUCGCCGCCACUCGCAGCCAGCAAGCAACCAUUCCACCACAUACUUUUUUCCUCCGGUUUCGUCCGGCGGCGAGCGAGCGAGGUAGCGCUUGUCCAUGCCGCGGCCGUGAGGGUGAUCGAACGAGGACUACUUCGGCCUAGCGCGGGGAGCCAUGUCGGCGUCGGCGUCGGCGGGUAAGCUGGCGGCGGCGCUGCACCGGAGGACGCGCAGGGUCACGUCCGCGCUGGCGUGCGCGGCCCUGGAGUGGGUCCUCAUCGCGCUGCUCCUCGUCAACGGCCUGCUGGCCUACGCCGUCGCCAGGUUCGCGGACUACUUCGGCCUCAGCCCGCCGUGCCUCCUCUGCUCCCGCGUCGACCGCCUCUUCCAGGCCGAAGGCGGUGGCGGCGGCGACGCUAGCGGCGCCGGCGCGCGGUGGCUGCGGGACGCCCUCUGCGACGCCCACGCCGCGGAGAUCUCCGCGCUGGGGUACUGCCUCCGCCACCGCCGGCUCGCUGAGGCCGGAGAGAUGUGCGUGGGCUGCCGCCCGUCGUCGUGGAAGGAGAGGACAAGCGACGCAGGUGCGUGCGCCUGCUGCGAAGCUGCUGCUGUACUGCGCGCUUCUCCUGUGCGCGAGCUGGAAGAUACUACAAGGGAUGCGCGUGUCUCGGAGAAAGAGGUAGAAGAUGGCGACCAGGGCUACGUUCUGCUGGCUCAAGAUGAUCACGAGGAGGAGCCGGAUGAGGUCGAAAACCGACAACAAGAACCGCAGAGCGAGGUGGAUGGCCGACAACAUCUGGAAGACGAGGUGAUGGCUGCCGUUCAGGACGAAUCCUUGGAAUUCAUGGAUCAGGUCGAAGACAUCACGAUCGAGGACGACCGGUUGGUGUCGGUGGUGGCGCUUGACGAGAUGACCAUCGCCGAUGAUUCGGGUCUCCAUCGGGAUGUAGAAGAGGUGGACGGAACGAAUCAUGUAGUAGAAGAUGAGCAGGAUCCGAGGGAUGUGGAUGUCGGAGCGGUUCUGGAGGAGAAGAGGAUGUUGGAUUCCUCGGUUGCAACGCCGGUCGAUUUGACCGAGGACUCUGUCGUGCCCACCAGCCCCGUACCUUGUCCUGAGACUUCAACAGACCCAUCUCAUCCUGAUCAUAGCUCCGUUUCCCAAGACGAUGGAGAUGUUCUUGAAGAUACUUCCACGGCCGAGGAAGAACACAUCUUUGUGCCUCAAGCUUCAGUAUCGGAAGCCGUUUCCGAGGAUGACAACAGAACAGCUGCUGAGGUGGACACGAACUGCGAAGUGUCAAUCGGGAGCGAUAUAUGCGAACGGGAACAAGAUGAGCAUGUCGUUCCAUUUCAAGAUUUGGCAGCAUUUGAGGAGCUGGUUGCUCCAUUGGCAACUGGAGAUGAUCUACCAUUGCCAUCGGAGGUCCUAGAGCCACCUGACCAAGAAGCAGGUGAAGUUGAACAGGAGGACGUGACCACAAGCACGGGAUUAGACCUCCAACCAAAUGAACAGAACGAGAUCGAAGAAGACAGAGCACCUGAGACGCCGACGAACAGCGUCGCCACACAACGCUCCGACAGAAUGUUCUUGCUCGAGAGGAAACGGUCGCUGUCGCUGUCUCUGGAUGGGAGCGUAGCGAGCGAGAUGGAAGGCAGCGAGCCGUCCACCGUGGACCAGCUGAAAUCAGCGCUGCAGGCCGAGCGGAAGGCGCUCGGCGCGCUGUACGCCGAGCUGGAGGAGGAGCGGAACGCCGCGGCCAUCGCGACCAACCAGACGAUGGCCAUGAUCAACCGGCUGCAGGAAGAGAAGGCGGCGAUGCAGAUGGAGGCGCUGCAGUACCAGCGGAUGAUGGAGGAGCAGUCGGAGUACGACCAGGAGGCGCUGCAGCUGCUGAACGAGCUGGUCAGCAAGCGGGCGAGGGAGAAGCAGGAGCUGGAGAGGGAGCUCGAGCUGUACAGGCAGAAGGUGCAGCACUACGAGGACAAGGAGAGGAGGAGGACGGCGAGCUUCAAGGCCAAUGGGGUAAGCCCCAGUGGCAGUGGCACUUCCGUGUCGUCCAGCGGCGAGGACAGCGACGGGCACUCCGACGACUACUGCGAGCUCGGCGACUCUCCUGACGGCGGCAACGUCCAGAGCUCAUCGGAUGCUGCCCUUAGCUCCAUGAGGGACCAGGACGACGGCACGAAGCACCUAGCGGCUCUGGACGAUUCCUUGACGUACUUCGAGGUGGAGAGACUCUCCAUCCUGGAGGAACUCAAGACGUUGGAGGAGAGGCUCUUCACACUGGAAGACGACGAUAUCAACACCAGCAAAGAAGUUACUGGCCAUUCCUCGAGUGACAUGGAUUUACCACACGAUGGCCUUCAGUCGCCGGAGUACAUUCUCACCGGUGACAGGCCAAGAUUCGGAGGAAGGGCCUCUAUCAGCAGAGGGAAGAGCCUUCUGCCUCUGUUCGAUGCAGUCGGCGACGAGGCCUGUGACCGAAUGCCGCCAUCUGCAGGAGCAGGAGAGGCAGACCAGGCCGACGAUGCAGCAACGAAGCCGGCAUCCGUGCUUGUCAAAGAGCAGGAGAGGCUGGCGAUCAUAGAGGAGGUCGACCAUGUCUACGAAAGGUUGCAGGCGCUGGAGGCGGACAAGGAAUUCCUGAGGCACUGCAUCAAGUCCCUGAAGAAAGGAGACAAGGGCAUGGACCUUCUCCAGGAGAUCUUGCAGCACCUUCGCGAUCUCCGCAGUGUGGAGCUUCACGUCAAGAAUGCCGGUGGUGCCAUGGCUGCAAAUUCAGCCUAGCAAGUUCAUCUAUACGCGGUAACGAUGACACUACUAGCUUGGUAUGGAUUCAGUCGAUUGGAUUGUAGGACUCCAAAGCACUGCAUUGGUGAUGGUCCCUGCAAGGUACUGCCGGAGUUAUAGGGAGGCUCUGCUCAUUUUGCCUGUGGGCCGGAAGCAAGCCCUCCCUUUUGUGCUGGUCCAGCACUGCCAACUUUUUCUGUCGUGGUGGUCGCCUGGUCUGGUCGGUCGGUCGUAGGAAUCAUUAGCCCUUCCAAAGCUGCACAAAGCUGAAUCACGGUGACAGCUUCUGCAGCAUGCACGGGGCAAAAGAAAAAAGAUAGCCCCAGUGGAGAUGUGGAUGUUUUUUUUUCUUGUCUGAUUUAAUCUUUUGAUUAACUUUGGAUUUGUUUGUGCGCUGAGGUAGGGAGUCCUCGUGUAUUUUUUUUUUGGUGAGGAUGUAGCUUGAACGGUUGGUAUGUGCAGUUUGUGCUUUCUCAAUAUCCAGGUUUAUAAUGAAAGGAAAGGCGGUCUCACGAAGAAA
Molecule: messenger RNA, 3698 nt
Organism: Zea mays
Lineage: Eukaryota; Viridiplantae; Streptophyta; Magnoliopsida; Poales; Poaceae
Product: myosin-binding protein 2
Exons: 4
Coding region: 563-3175 (870 amino acids)
Molecular function (GO): myosin binding
Source: RefSeq, a predicted model, not a curated record